Messenger RNA from Argentina anserina (silverweed cinquefoil), 1891 nucleotides. RefSeq names its product alpha-1,3-mannosyl-glycoprotein 2-beta-N-acetylglucosaminyltransferase. Gene Ontology annotation, cellular component: Golgi apparatus. NCBI's taxonomy places the organism in Eukaryota, Viridiplantae, Streptophyta, Magnoliopsida, Rosales, Rosaceae. The transcript is spliced from 19 exons. The coding region runs from base 79 to 1413 and encodes 444 amino acids. The record is from RefSeq and is a predicted model, not a curated record. Gene Ontology annotation, molecular function: alpha-1,3-mannosylglycoprotein 2-beta-N-acetylglucosaminyltransferase activity.
GACGCGAAGUCAUAAAACUUGACUGAAGCGCCAUUUCUAAACUCCGAUCGAUUUCUCAAUUCCGGAGAUCGGAGCAUCAUGAAGCAUUUCCUCUGCGAUUUUCGCUUCCUCCUACUUCUCGCUGCUGUGGCCUUCAUCUACAUCCAGAUUCGGCUUUUCACGACGCAAUCGCAGUAUGCUGAUCGCCUCGCCGACGCUAUAGAGUCAGAGAACCAGUGUACAUCUCAGUUGAGGUCUCUAAUUGAUCAAAUAAGCUUGCAACAAGGCCAAAUAGAAUCCAUGAAAGAACAAAAGGUACAGCUAGAGGAGGAAUGUGGACAACUGAAGGCCCUUGUUCAACAACUUGAAAGGAAAGAUGUUGAAAGGUUGAUUAACAAAGAACAGGUGCCAGUGGCAGCAGUUGUUAUUAUGGCAUGCAAUCGUGCUGAUUAUUUGGAAAGGACCAUUAAGUCUAUUUUGAAAUACCAGAGUUCUGUUGCCACAAAGUUUCCUCUAUUUGUCUCACAGGAUGGAUCACAUCCGGGUGUCAAAGAUAAGGCUUUGAGCUACGACCAGCUCACAUAUAUGCAGCAUUUGGAUUAUAAACCAGUUGAAACUGAAAGACCAGGGGAAUUGAUUGCAUACUACAAAAUUGCACGUCAUUACAAAUGGGCACUGGAUGGAUUAUUCUACAAGCAUAAAUUCAACCGAGUAAUCAUACUCGAAGAUGAUAUGGAAAUUGCUCCGGAUUUUUUUGAUUACUUUGAAGCUGCUGCAGAUUUGCUUGAAAAGGAUAAAUCUAUCAUGGCCGUUUCCUCAUGGAAUGACAAUGGACAAAGACAGUUUGUGUAUGAUCCGGAAGCACUUUAUAGAUCUGAUUUCUUUCCUGGACUUGGGUGGAUGCUGACUAGAUCGACAUGGGAUGAGCUAUCACCAAAGUGGCCAAAGGCUUACUGGGAUGACUGGUUGAGAUUACAAGAGAAUCACAAAGGUCGACAAUUUCUUCGUCCAGAAGUGUGCAGAACUUAUAACUUUGGGGAACAUGGUUCUAGUCUGGGGCAGUUUUACAAACAAUAUCUUGAGCCAAUCAAGCUGAAUGAUGUCCCUGUUGACUGGAAAGCAAUGGAUUUGAGCUACCUGAUCAAGGACAAGUAUAUAAAGCACUUUGCUGAGAUUUUGAAAAAGGCUAAACUGGUCCAGGGAGCUGAUCUUGUACUGAAGGCACGAAAUAUUGCUGGUGAUGUUCGUAUACAGUACAAUAACCAGCCAGACUUUGAACGCAUUGCCAAUGAAUUUGGAAUCUUUGAAGAGUGGAAGGAUGGGAUACCAAGGACAGCCUAUAAAGGAGUAGUUGUUUUCCGACACCAAAACCCACAGCGUAUAUUCCUUGUUGGUCCAGGUUCUCUCAAGCAGCUUGGAAUUGAUGAAUCUUGAUGCAAAGGUUUUAUGAGGCAAAAAUGUUUUUUCAAGGCUUCAACAUUGGGGUUUUUUUUUACAAAGACGACUCAGUACAAAUAGAUGACUGAUAUAAGGUAAACCUAGAGGAGCUGUAUACAUUUUUGUGUGAGUUGAGUUUCGCUGCUGGCAAUAUCUACUGUAAUUGAGAAGCUUAAACGAGAUAGCACAUCCACCAAGUAGUAGGUUUCACAUACAUGCCAUCUUUAAGGUUGGUGGUCUUCAUUGUGUACAAUGUGUUGUCUUCGAAAGUUGUAUGCAUGCUUGUUGAUCUUCACAAACAAGAAAGAAGAUGCUCUGAUUCUUGAUAAUUUUGGAAGAUUCCAUUGUAAUUUUGUUUCUUCUGUAGAAAACAUGUAACUCUAAUCCUUGUAAGGUAUCUUGAUAUAUGAUAUAGAUACACCAAAAGCGUAGGAAAUAUUCGAAUGUGAAAUGAAACUUUAGUAUUUUGCAGGCU